AAAAUGUCUGCAGUGAAAAAGGUCUUUCGUCAGAGAGCAGCCUCUUCUGUGGGCCGUGGGGGCUGAUGGGAGGUUUGAGGACCUGUCAGAAACCACGUGGCCCCGGUCUGAUCUCACAGCUCGUCCUUGUUUGGCCUCGGCUGCGUCAGAGCGCCACUUCUCCCCAGGUUCACCAGAGGAAACACCACUGCACAAAAUGCUUUUCCUCCCAGCUGCUGCUCUGUGCUGUCUGUGUUCAGCGCUGGUUGCCAUGGCAGAAGAGCUGAUCCAGGACCAGUUAUCAUUGACCAGUAAAGUUGGUGACACAGUCUCCUUCAGCUGUGGAGGAACUCACCAGUGUAGCUAUAAUUAUAUAUUCUGGUACCAGAAGAAAGACACAGAAACAUUCACAUUGAUUCUGCGUUUUGAGAAGAGCAAUGGCAAAAUAUAUUCAGGUUACAAUCAUCCUCAGAAAGAUGAUUUCACAGCUGAGAAUAAACAGAACGGCUGUGAGUUGAAGAUAGAGAAAGUUGAACCCUCUCAUUCAGCCACCUACUACUGCGCCUGCUGGAAAUCUGGCUCCCACAGAAAGUACUACUUCAUCUUUGGCUCUGGAACUAAACUGUAUGUAAAAGAUGAGCCGGUAGUGAAGCCUGUGGUGAGCGUGUACCCAGCAGCAUCCAGAGCCCACCUGGAGGGGAAGAGCUCCCUGCUGUGUCUGGCCUCAGACAUGUCUCCUCCUCUGGUCCAGUUCUCCUGGAAAAGACAGAAGCAGGAUGGUCCUCUGGAGGAGCUGCCCCCUGCUGAGGGAGAGCAGCUGGAGCUCACAGGGUCGGAUCGCGCCGCCGCCGUCUUGCUGAUUCAUCAGCCAGAGAACAGCACCUAUAAAUACCGCUGCUACGUCAGGCACGAGGGGGGCACAGUGGAGGCCCAGACAGAACAAGAGGUUCCAGCUCCAGCAGCCUCCUGUCCUCCAGAGAGAGAGCCACCUGCCCUGCCAGCUGUGCAGCAAGCUGACUUGGUUCCCCUGGAUCCUCUCCAGCGUCAGUGCAGGGUGAAGCUGUUCUGUCUGCUGUACACAGCGCUGAUAGUGAAGAGUCUGGUGUACUGCUGUGGACUCUCUCUGAUCAGGAUCCUCAGAAACAAGGGACCAUCCACCAGUGGCACACAUGCCGACUGACUGUUUUCUGCUUUUCUGCCUUUUCUCACCAUCAGU
Molecule: messenger RNA, 1195 nt
Organism: Xiphias gladius (swordfish)
Lineage: Eukaryota; Metazoa; Chordata; Actinopteri; Istiophoriformes; Xiphiidae
Product: immunoglobulin lambda-1 light chain-like
Exons: 6
Coding region: 197-1159 (320 amino acids)
Source: RefSeq, a predicted model, not a curated record